AUGGAGUUAGCUGCUAUUCACUGGGCCUUGGACAGCAUCGCCUCACGGCCUGUUGGGCACUACUACAUUGUAACGGAUAGUCUAAGCUCAGUUGACGCAAUACACUCAAUACGACCGGGAAAGCACUCGCCGUUCUUCCUAGAGAAGAUACGGGAUAUUUUGAGUGCUUUAACAAGACGUCGCUUUUCCAUCACCUUUGUUUGGGUUCCCUCUCAUUGCUCGAUAGUGGGCAAUGAGAAGGCAGACUCUCUGGCAAAGGUGGGGGCGACGGAAGGCGACACGUAUCCACGUGAAAUCGUCUUCAACGAAUUCUACUUCUUGGUACGAGGGAACUCUCUUGUCAACUGGCAGCGCAAAUGGGACGAGGAUGAGGAUGGUCGGUGGCUCCACUCGAUUAUCCCAAAGACGCGGUACUCUAUCGUUUUGACAUUGCUGGCAGCAAUUUGUGUAGUUGCGGCCAAGGUUACCAUGACAUCGAGCAUAUUGUUUGGUCGUGUGAGGUCCAUCUUGUCGCCAGAACGAAUUUAAUAGACUCCCUUAGGGCCCGAGGAAAACCACCUAAUGUUCCAGUGAGAGAUGUAC
Messenger RNA from Uranotaenia lowii, 582 nucleotides. RefSeq lists its product as uncharacterized. Lineage: Eukaryota; Metazoa; Arthropoda; Insecta; Diptera; Culicidae. The record is from RefSeq and is a predicted model, not a curated record. The transcript is spliced from 3 exons. Gene Ontology annotation, molecular function: RNA-DNA hybrid ribonuclease activity; nucleic acid binding. The coding region runs from base 1 to 528 and encodes 175 amino acids.